AUGGCCAGAAUACCAGCAGUCAAGCGACGAAGGCUUACACCUCCUGUGGCAGAUGGAGACGACUCCUCGCCUUCCACCCUCGAGCACGAAACGAAGACGAACGCCUUCUUCAAACAAGCCUCGGGCUGGAAUCUAGAGCAGGACUACGAGUCGAGACCAAGGAAGGGGAGCAAGAAAGAGAAGGAGAGCACAAGAUUGCCGAUCAAGACAUCCGAUGGACUCAUUCAACAAGUUGAUUUCUUUGAAGAGGCUCGAGACGACGAGAGUGAUUUGGAAUGGCUCGGUGCAGAGGAAUCAGAGGAGGCGGUUGAAGUAGAGGUCGUAAAGAAUCCAAAAGUUUCCAUGCGGCAGCAGAUCUUGCAAGCACAGGAGGAAAUGGCUCGAAUUGCCUUGAUGUUGAAUGAGGAUCCGGAAGAGAAUGUUGGCGCUUUCAAGACAUUGGCACAAUUCGGACAAUGGGAGAACACAACCAUCAAGAAAUUGGCGCUUGCAACACAACUGGCGAUCUACAAGGAUGUCAUACCUGGUUAUCGAAUACGACCGCUUUCCGAAGAAGAUAUGGAGGUUAAGGUUUCGAAAGAGGUGCGAAAGCUUCGAGCGUAUGAGCAGGCGUUGGUGGGAGGGUACCAGAUAUAUAUUCGAGAGCUGGCCAAGCUUGCACAGUCUGGAAAAGGAGGCCUGUCUAGGGACGGAGGACCUAGUCUGGGGAGUGUUGCCAUAUCCUGUGCUUGUGCUCUUUUGACAGCAGUACCGCAUUUCAACUUUCGAGGGGAUUUGUUAAAGAUCCUGGUUGGGAAACUGAGCAAUCGAAAAGUGGAUGCGGAUUUCGUCAGAUGCCGGGAGACAAUUGAAACCCUGUUUCAGAAUGACGACGAUGGAACACCAUCACUCGACGCCGUGUCGAUUCUGACGAAGAUGAUGAAGGCUCGAGGGUACCGGAUUGAUGAAAGUGUCCUUAACACUUUUCUACAUCUACGCCUACUUUCAGAAUUCUCGUGGAAAGCUUCGACGAAUCAUAUUGACAAGCCGGGCAAUGGUGAUGGUGGAUUUGAGGGGAGGAAGUUGAAAGAAAAGAGGGUUUUCCGAACCAAGAAAGAGAGGAAGUUGAUGAAGGAGCGAAGAGUUAUAGAGAAGGAAAUGAAGCAAGCAGAUGCGACAGUCAGCAACGAGGAGAAGGAUCGCAUGCAAGCCGAAACUCUGAAGCUGGUGUUCGUGACGUAUUUCCGGAUCUUGAAGAUGCGAUCGCCAAAUCUCAUGGGGGCUGUUCUGGAAGGGUUGGCUCGUUAUGCGCAUCUCAUCAAUCAAGACUUCUUUGGGGAUCUACUUGAAGCGUUGAAGGAUCUCAUUGGCCAUGCUGAGACGGGCGACGAUAUCGAAGAGCAGCAGGAGAAGGAUGACGAAACGACCCGAAAUCUAACACGUGAAGCCCUUCUCUGCAUUAUCACAGCAUUUGCCCUCCUGGAAGGUCAAGAUGCAGCCAAAGCACAAGCAACACUCAGCCUCGACCUCAGCUUCUUUAUUACGCAUCUGUACCGAACCUUGCAUGCCCUGUCCCUUAACCCUGAUAUCGAAUUGAGCGCCAAAUCUCUCCAUCUCCCCGAUCCAAACAGUCCCGCCUCCACCAACAAUAAAGUCAAUAUCCAGACAACCACUGUACUCCUUCUGCGUUCUCUGUCCUCGGUCCUGGCCCCACCGCUUGCAGCAAGGGCUGUUCCACCGUUACGAAUUGCUGCUUUCACGAAACAGCUUAUGACGAGCUCGUUGCAUUUGCCAGAAAAGUCUUGCAUCGCAAUGAUCGGGUUACUAGGAAGAAUUACGAAGACGCACAAGAAGAAGAUUGCUGCCUUAUGGAAUACGGAGGAGAGAAGAGGAGACGGGGUGUUUCAUGCAUUGGGAGGUGAGGUCGAGGGUAGCAACCCAUUUGCUGCAACAGUCUGGGAGGGGGAGAUGCUGAGGAAGCACUUCUCUCCUGCUGUUCGAGAUGGUAUGAAGAUCAUAGAGAAGAACGUGUUGGGGUUGAGAUAG
Molecule: messenger RNA, 2025 nt
Organism: Hyaloscypha bicolor E
Lineage: Eukaryota; Fungi; Ascomycota; Leotiomycetes; Helotiales; Hyaloscyphaceae
Product: putative nucleolar complex-associated protein 3
Exons: 1
Coding region: 1-2025 (674 amino acids)
Biological process (GO): DNA replication initiation
Cellular component (GO): nucleolus
Molecular function (GO): chromatin binding
Source: RefSeq, a predicted model, not a curated record